UGAAGUUUUCUAUUUCACGUCUUUUUCGUUCUUGUAAUUUUUCUUUUUCGCGACACCAUGGAGACCAAGCAGCAUGCUUUGAGAUUUAUGACUUUUAAUAUUCGCCAUGAUCACGGCAAAGACUCACCCUAUGAACCAUUCGCCGCUCCCCCGGAAUCCCCCACCGAGUUCAGCCAUGAGCAACCAUGGGCCAUUCGCAAAUGGAAGAUCGCCGACACCAUCAUACUCUACUCGCCGGACGUUGUAGGGUUACAAGAACCCAUUCAUCAUCAAUUAGUCGACCUAGAGGCUUUAUUGAACGAGGAAUAUGAAUGGGUGGGUGUGGGCCGAAACGACGGCAAAGAAGAAGGUGAAUACGCCGCCAUCUUUUAUAAAAGAGAAUGCUUGUCCGUGGAAAAUCACAAGACCAUCUGGUUGUCCGAGACACCUGAAGAAGUUGGAUCGAAAGGAUGGGAUGCUCACCACCCUCGUGUUGCGAGCCAAGUGAUGUUCAAGCGAUUAAGUGAUGAUUCUACAUUUACUGUAUUUAACGCUCACUUUGAUCAUAUGGGCAAUGAAGCACGCCGAAAUUCUUCGCAGUUAUUACUGGAUUUAGCAAAAGAAGUCGAAGGCGUCGUGAUUUUAAUGGGCGAUCUAAAUUCCCCCGAAUCGGAUGCCGCGUACAAGGUAUUAACUGGGUCAGCAUACGAGGACAUGGACAAGAAUGCCACGCUGCGUAACUUGACCCAGUUAAACGACGCCAUCACCCAAUCCUUUGUCAGAAGCACCGGACGCCCUGUACGUACCACCGAAAACAAUAUCACCUUGCCUACCCACCGUGUCUUCCGCCCGAGCCAAAUUUUGAGCCGACUGCAGCAAAACGGUGAGACCCAACAAGUUCACUUCAAUGAUACACGUUACGAGUUAGUGACACCCUUGACCGACAAGAAUCAUACGGCCAGAUAUGCCAAACUUAGCGGUCCUUACGGUGACACCAAUACUUUCACCAGCUUUGGCGUCGGACCUGAAGCUGGUAAAGGUCCUACUCGUAUUGAUUACAUUUUGACCCUGAAUACCGCACCUGUCGAAGUACGACAAUUUGCCGUCCUUAGUAAUCAGUUUGACGAUGGUUUGUACAUUAGCGACCAUCGUCCUAUUUUAGCCAAAUUGGCAUGGUAAUUGGAAAAAGAAAACGAGUAAACCAUAUAUGGGUCAUACCGUUUGACAACUGUGUGCAACCACUUGUAUUUAUCAUAUUUCCUUUUUUCCCAUUAUGACAAAAUCCCAAGAAACCAAGACACUCAAACAUCUAUACAAUCAAACUAUCAUAGAAAAGAUGCAAUAAAUGCUAAUAGUUUCAUGGUCCA
This is a messenger RNA of Radiomyces spectabilis, 1346 nucleotides long. RefSeq names its product Endonuclease/exonuclease/phosphatase. Lineage: Eukaryota; Fungi; Mucoromycota; Mucoromycetes; Mucorales; Radiomycetaceae. The coding region runs from base 58 to 1158 and encodes 366 amino acids. The record is from RefSeq and is a predicted model, not a curated record. The transcript has 5 exons. Gene Ontology annotation, molecular function: 3'-5'-RNA exonuclease activity.